AUGACAUCCACCUCAAGGGCGAAUGCCAUCGCGCAGACCGUCAUAUCGCAGUUCCGAAAGCUACCAGCGAAGCGAAAGCCCGCCGUCCGAACUAACGGGCUGCACGAAUGGGUUCCGUUGAGCGGCAUUGUCGCCGAACAAGAUGGAGAAUGGACCUGUCUAGCCUUGGCCACAGGCAUGAAGUGUCUUCCGGCCUCGAGGCUUCAUGAGGCAAAUGGAAACGGGAUUCACGAUUGGCACGCCGAGGUUCUUGCUAUUCGGACAUUCAACCGGUUUGUCAUGGACGAGUGCCGAUCUUUACAGAGAGAGAAGCGUACUUCAGUUCUGCAGGCAAGCGGCUCGCAUCAACGUAGACCCUUCCGCAUCCGAGACGGCUUGAAGCUUCACAUGUACUGCUCGGAAGCACCCUGUGGAGAUGCAAGCAUGGAGUUGAUAAUGGCAGCCCAAGACGACGCAUCGCCAUGGGAUGUCCCCCCGUCGCCCGCGACGACACAGUCAGGUCCAACCACGACAUCGCUUCCGGGUCGAGCCUAUUUCUCCCAGUUGGGUGUUGUUCGACGCAAGCCUGCACGGGGCGAUGCCCCUCCCACCUUGUCCAAAUCUUGCUCCGACAAAAUCGCCCUCAAGCAGUGCACGUCGCUCCUCUCAUCGCUGACGUCGCUCUUUGUCGAUCCGGCCAGCGCGUAUAUCGACACUUUGGUGCUCCCCGAGUCUCAGUACUCAGCUCAGGGUUGUCAGAGGGCGUUCUCGGAACGGCUAAGCAAUUUGACGAAUGCGUCUUGGCUAGGGGGCUAUCAGUUCCGUCCGUUCAAAGUCGAGACCACGGACGAAGAGUUUGAGUUUUCGCGAAAUAAAGUAAGACAAGACUCUGAAAAGAUGGCGCCGAGUAAUAUUGCGGCCGCAUGGUCUGCAUCGGGGGUGGAGGAGACGAUACUAGGUGGUGUCAUCCAAGGGAGGAAGCCCUUCGACCCAAAGGGUGCGAGUAACAUGUCCAGGAGACAGUUGUGGGCUGCUGCCGUGGAAGUAUCUAACAGUUUAGAUGGCCACCAAGACAUCAGGCAGCUUUUGAGCUCCAAGACCUACCAAGAUGUCAAGGACGGGGACUUAUUGGCGGAUAGACGACGUGUCAAGGACCUUGUUCGAACGACUGCGUUGGCUGGCUGGGUUCCAAACCGAGGCGACUCAAGUUUCUCACUGUGUACCAGUGCCUGA
This is a messenger RNA of Metarhizium album ARSEF 1941, 1212 nucleotides long. Its product is annotated as Adenosine deaminase/editase. The coding region runs from base 1 to 1212 and encodes 403 amino acids. The record is from RefSeq and is a predicted model, not a curated record. The transcript is spliced from 3 exons. Lineage: Eukaryota; Fungi; Ascomycota; Sordariomycetes; Hypocreales; Clavicipitaceae. Gene Ontology annotation, biological process: tRNA wobble adenosine to inosine editing. Gene Ontology annotation, molecular function: RNA binding; tRNA-specific adenosine-37 deaminase activity.